CCAUACCGGGUUUGGGCAAAAGCGGCGCUGAUUUCAAUAGCGGGCGGCCGAAUAGUCCACCAACCAGCAAUCAUACAAUACAAAGUCUUAAAACUGGCAACAAUAAUGGCUUACGUCCACCAACAGCUAAACCGACCCACCCGAGCGGCAUACCGCCACCAAGUGGUUUACCAGCAGCCGCCAAUGUGGCAACUGCUGCGCACCCACAACAAAAGCACUCAAUGCUUGACAAACUGAAGUUAUUUAAUAAGGAAAAGCAACAGCAGCAGAACGCCGUCAAUGCUGCAACCACUAAAAUGCAGGCUCAAUCAAAGCGUACCUCAUCCUCGUCGGGUUUCUCCUCAGCACGUUCCGAGCGCUCAGACUCUUCGCUGAGCCUCAACGAUGGCCACAUAUCACAGAUCAAGCCACCAACUGUCAGCGUUACCUCCGGCAAGGGCAAGGUCAAUACAAAACAAUCAAAAUUAAUGGCCGCACAGUUGAAGAAAGAACAGACAAAAUCCAGUAAGCUCGACAAAAAGGAGAAAAGUCCAGCGCGUUCGCUAAAUAAGGAAGACAUGGGUGGCGAUAGCAAAAAUUCGACUUUGAGUCGCACGAAAAACUCACUGCCCCGCGUUAGCGAAAAGAACUCGGCGAAAUCUUCAUCGAAAGGCUCACUCAAUUCCAAGUCUGAUUCGAAAUCCUCGCUGAUAGUGCCGCCCACGAAAGGACUCUGCAGCCCAAAUGGUUCAAACACUGGUCUGCCCAAGCCGAUUGCUGCCAUCAAGGGCACUAGCAAGUUGCCGCAACCGCCUUUGGGUGUUGUUGUUGGCAGUGGUAGCGUUGAUAAUCGUGGACGUGGCAUGAGCAAUUCCAAUUCGCAGCAUGAAAUGCUGAAACGUGAAAAGAGUGACAUAUCAAGCAUGCAUACAAACAUAUCUGGCGAGACGACAAAAUCCAAGGAAACACAGCAGCACCAACCACAUAUCGUCAAACCGGUACCGAUAUUGCCGGAACCGGGCAGCAAGCCACCAUAUUACGCCAACACAGCAAACAUAUCACAGCAACAGCAGCAACACCUUCAGCUGCAACAGCAACGUCAACAACAAUAUCAACAACAGCAGCAAGCCUACUACAAUCAGCAACAGCAGCAGCAACAACAACAAGAGCAUGCUACAUACAUAAAUAACAGUCGCCUGCCGCCACCCAAAUCCGCUACUUCACCAUCCGCCAAUACACCUUCACGCAAGCUGGAAUACAAUGCCGGCCCCGGCAUACUCACUUCGCCGCAACGUUCUCCACUGCGCGGCCUACCGCAAUCGCCCGAUACGCCACACCAUCACCAACAUCCAAGUGCAUCCAAAUUCCAUACGAUACCUUCGAGAAUCGAUACCAUUUACGAGGAGAAGAGACCGACCAGUUUGCUGCCUAUGCCACCGCUGCUGCGUGGCUAUAAUUCGCAUGUUACGUUGCCCACACGCGGCCUACGUGGCGGUGGCGCUCACAAUUAUGUUGCUGACUUUAUUGAAACAGAAAUCAGUCAAGGUUACUGCAGCGACGGUGAUUCGUUAAGGGUUAGCGCUGCGGCGCGCUUGGCGCAACGCGCAGCCGCAACAGCGAGGCGAUACCAUGACAUAGAUAAUGGCUACCUGUCGGAGGGUAGUGGUAGUGUUGGACAUCAUGGUAUGGGUGUGGGUGGUGUUGGCGGCAUGAGUGCGGCGGCGCAUACGAAACAUUUCCUAAGCAUGAUGCGAGCGAGAACGCAGUUGCCGACAACCAUCGAAGAGCGCAUUCGUAACAGCCGUGGCAGUCUCGAUAGCAUCGGAACCGCACCACCUUCAUCUGCUGCCUCACAGGCCAGCUCGAGCGGUGGCUCAAAUCCAAAAAUGGACAGCGCCAGUGGCGGCGGUGCUGGCGGCGGCGGCGGCGGCGGCGGCGGCUCUGGCAAUACCAGCGCCAAUGCCAGCCCACAACAUCACACACAUCAGCAUUCGCAACAUGCGCACCAUUCCAAUGCCGGCGUUGUGGGCGUACAUCGCUCGAAUUCACGUAAUGGGCGUGAUAACUGGACAAAAAUGCCGGAGCCACUAAAUGGCCAUGGCCAUAACAAAGGCGAGAAAUCUGAAAAGUCAUCGCCUUCAAGGCGCAGCAUGGGCGGCGGUAGUGGCAGCUCUUCCAAGCAGGGUUCACCGUCCGGUCGGACAAAGGGUGUACCGCCCAGUUUUGGCUAUGUCAAGCGUGCCAAUGGCAGUGCUACUGCAACGGCAGAGCAACAAAAUAUAGCAAUGAUGGGCGCAGCAAUGAUGGGUGCCGGCGGUGGUGGUCUAGCAAAUGGUGGUUGUGGUGGUGCUGCCGGUUCGCCGGGUGGCAUGUGCGGUGGCAUGGGUCGUACAGCGCAUGUAUCAGCGGUGCCACGCACUGCCUCCACUGGUGGGGGUGGUGGUGCUGGCGGACGGAAGGUGUCGGGCGGUACGCAAACGCUGCCCAACGAUAUGUCAAAAGCUCCUCCCAGUGCUCAGCAUCGCAGCUUUUCUUUGACUGGUCCCGGCGCUACCCAGUUAAGCCAAUCGAUACGUGAACGUCUAGCUACUGGUUCUCAUAGUUUACCGAAACCGGGCACGGAUUUGCAUCUAUUUCAGCAUAGAAUAUCCAAUCGUCCUGGCAAAUUGAUCGAUGGCUCAUUGUCGGACACGCAAACUUAUGCCGAGGUAAAGCCCGAAUACAGCACAUAUGCCAUGUGGCUAAAGCAUAGCAAUACCGCUGGCAGUCGUCUCUCUGAGGGCGAUUCACUGGAGAAUAUGCAAAUUGGUUCACCAGCAAUGACACGCCAUAGUCACAAAAUGUUGCAACAUCGUAAUGCUGCCGCAGCAGUAGCAGCCGCAGCGGCAGCAGCAGCGGCGGCGAGUGUAAUGCCACAGGGAGGAGGCGGUGGCGCUGCAGGCAUGGGCGGUGCGGGCAGUGAGUCGCCGUAUGUGCAGAGUCCACGACUGAAUCGGAGCAAUAGCAUAAGCUACUUGAAAGAAAGGACAUAUCCAAGAUCCACAAAGUCGGAGAAAAUGUAUCCUUCGAUGUUGAGUCGCGGUCCCGAUGUCGAAAUCGAACCCUACUAUUGCCUCCCAGUAGGCACAAUAACCGCACAAAAUGGUUCAUUAUCAGCGCAAAUGGCCGCUGUUGCCGCGGCAGCAAUGUCACAGGUGACUGGACAGCCAACGGCUGGCGCCACAGGCGCCACAGGCGCACCAGUAGCCUGGAGUCAACCGACCUCGCCAACACCAAUCAGCCGUGGUUUUGGUGCCACGCUCUCGCCGACACAUCCAACUGGCAUGCCAGGCAUUAUGGGCUUAGUGGGUGCGCCGGGAAGCGCUAGUAGCAGCAGCAAUACAGCGGGUCAUCGUCUCACAUAUCCAAAGAAGAAUGAUGAAGUGCACGGCAGUGCCGCAUCACUGCUCUCUGGCGGUAGCUCACUGUAUGGUUCAGCAGAGGAGCGACAAGCCAACGAAAUACGUCGUUUGAAGCGUGAAUUAUUGGAUGCGCGUGAACAGGUGCUGAGCUUGAGCAGUCAACUGUCAACAAAUGCUCAUGUGGUCGCCGCUUUCGAGCAAUCGCUCUCCAACAUGACGUCACGCCUACAGCAGCUGACCGCAACCGCCGAGCGCAAGGAUGGCGAGCUGACCGACAUGCGUCAAACAAUCGAAUUGCUGCGCAAGCAAUCUAUUCAGGCGGGUCUUACAUCGGCGCAUAUGCAAAGCAUGGGCGUGCAGACACAGCAGAACGAGCAACAACUACUUGCGCGCACGGCUAUCACACAGCAACCGGUGUCGAAUCAGAAUGGUGCCAGCAACGGUACCGCCUCAUCGACGCCUUCAUCUACAGCUGCUGGUGGUGGUGUUAUGCAACGACAUCACAGCUCUGAUUCGAUGUGCUCGCUAAAUUCGAUUAGUUCCGGCUGUUCGGCGCAGGAUAAGAAGCAAAAGAAGAAGGGUUGGCUACGCAGUUCCUUCACCAAAGCAUUCUCGCGUAAUGCCAAAAUUUCGAAGACUAGUCGACACGCCGGGCAUCAUCAUAUGAGCGCGGGCAGCGGUAGCAACAGCAUUGGUGGUCAUGCAACACAUGGCAUGCAUGCAGAGAGUAGCGCUGUUUACAACAAAGCUAAUGGUCAUAGUUACGCAGAGCCUAUUGUGGGCUUGGCCGCCUUGGCAACACAACCUGCGCCACCAAUGCCCACAGCCAAUACAUCGCCCACCAAAGGUAGUCCAGCGAAGACUGUAAUGCUGAUAGACAAUGCGAAACCGAUUGAUGCAAUCGAUCACGACGAUCACCAGGUUGUAGAGGACCUCAAGAAGCAGCUGCGGGAAAAAGACUUGGUGUUAACCGAUAUACGCUUGGAGGCAUUGAGUUCUGCAUCACAGUUGGAGAGUCUGAAGGAUACCGUAAAUAAAAUGCGCGCUGAAAUGAUGUCGCUUAAACAGAAUAACGAGCGGUUGCAAAAGUUGGUAACCAGCCGUUCACUGGCGGGCUCUGAAGCGUCGUUGGGAAAUGCCAUAAGUCCGAGUGGUUCUAUAGGGGAAACGCGUCGUUAUUCGUUAGCGGAUGCCAAUGCGCGUCCACCAAUGGAGUUGCCAAAGCGUUUGGAGGAAGAAGUCGAGGAGGAAAACAUUCCACCAGCACCCGCACCCGAACCACCACCACCACCACUUAGUCCCGCAACGCAUAUCGACCUUACACCACCGCCACCCGCACUCGACACAAUUCCUAGCCCCGCACAUAUUGCAGCCGCAGCGGUUGAGGAAUUGCCCGACGUCACCGAUGGCAAGAAAAUUGCUAUCGCCUGCUAUUUGGGACAGCCCGAGUCAUUUGUCAAAUACUGCGAGGAGAUGCUGGAGUCCGAUGAAUUUUAUGCAAAUGGCGUAGAUGCGGAUGGCAUCAGCGAACGCAAGUCGUUUCCCACGGCCAGUUUGAAUGAGUUUGUCGUCGCAUACACCUACAUUUCGGGCAAGACAACCUGGCAGAAUUUGGACUAUAUCGUGCGCAAAACUUUCAAAGAUUAUGUGUCGCGCAUUGAUCCAGGCACCAAUUUGGGUUUGAAUACAGACUCGAUUACAUCUUAUCACUUGGGUGAGGCGAAGCGUGGUCCGGAAAUGGGUUUCCCCGAAUUGCUGCCCUGCGGCUACAUCAUCGGCAAUGUACGCACACUAUAUAUUUGUCUGCAAGGGGUGGGCAGUCUAGCGUUUGACAGCCUCAUACCGCGCAGCAUCGUACACCGCUAUAUCAGUUUGCUAACCGAACACCGGCGACUAAUCUUGUGUGGACCCAGUGGUACAGGAAAAUCCUACUUGGCGCGAAGAUUGGCAGAGUUCUUGGUGGCGCGUUCCGGUCGCGGAAAUCCCUCCGAGGCGAUUGCAACGUUUAACGUUGACCACAAGUCUUCAAAGGAGCUGCGUCAAUAUCUCGGCCAUAUUGCCGAACAGGCAGCCAUUGCUAAUGGCGCUUCUGAACUGCCAUCUGUGAUCAUUCUGGAUAAUCUGCAUCACGCAUCAGCUUUGGGCGAUGUCUUCUCCUGCUUGCUGAGCGCUGGCCCAGCUGGAAAGCUGCCUUGCAUUAUUGGCACAAUGUCGCAAGCUACAUGCAAUACAACCAAUCUGCAGCUGCAUCAUAAUUUCCGAUGGGUACUCACUGCCAACCAUAUGGAGCCGGUUAAAGGCUUCCUCGGUCGUUUUCUGCGUCGUCGCUUAUUCCAACUCGAAUUGCAGACUGGUCAUCCUCAGCCUGAAUUAGCGACGGUGCUCGCUUGGUUGCCCACCGUUUGGCAGCAUAUAAAUCGCUUUUUGGAAGCGCACAGCUCUAGCGAUGUAACAAUCGGACCACGCCUUUUCCUCGCGUGUCCGUUAGAUUUGAAAGACUCCCAAGUAUGGUUCACCGACAUCUGGAAUUAUCACCUUUCACCUUAUUUGGUGGAGGCUGUACGCGAAGGGGUGCAAUUAUAUGGACGACGUGGUGGCGCAUGGAAUGAUCCAUCUAUUUUCAUACGCAACUCCUAUCCAUGGCCAUAUGGUCCCGAUUCGGUGCCACCAUUGCGGCAAAUAAACGCCGAAGAUGUGGGAUUAGAGGGUGUGACGGUCAGCAAUGGCGACAAUCCAGAUCCACUAUUAAAUAUGCUCAUGCGUCUGCAGGAGGCUGCCAACUAUUCCGAAAAUCAGGAACAGGAGUCCGAUUGUGCGAGUUUAGACUCGAAUGUAACGCCAGACAGCUCGGCAGGGGCUGAGUAAAAAAUUUGGUUGGCUUGCGGUGGCGAGCUGUAAGCUCAAAGUAAAACUAAUCAAAUAUGUACUAGAAUUACCCAUCUAACUAUCUAACCAGGACAUAUUCGCUUCAACUCAAAUAUUCAUGUGCAUGGCUUUUUAUAUUUGUAAGUAUUUAUAUGUGCGUGCGUGUUUGUCCGUUUAUGUAGUAUGUGACAUUUUGUAAAAUAUUUAAAAAAAUCGUGACUUUUGUUUAGGAAAUAUAACAGUGAUUUUAGCCAUGAUUUAGGUAUUCAAGGAACAUAUUUUUUUUGUCUGCUUUUAUUUUAGAACUUUGAUAUUAGUAAAUUCCAGGCUCUUCUGGCAAAGAAGCGUGAACAUGAGUGAGGUUAUGCCACCUAUAUUUUUUAUAUCAGUUUAUACAUAUACAUACGUACAUACAUACAUAUGUGGUAGAGUUCAUAAAAAUUAUUUUUUUUUUUAGAAAUUUUCUGUAAAUCUAUUUAAACCUUAAUUUUUACUUCUCCGAAGAGUUGAAUAUAUGCAAUGCAAUUAUCUCCCUUGAAAUUAGAAAAAAAUUAGGUACUAACUACUUUUAGUCUAAGACUUUGAAAUUUGUUUUCGUAAGUUUAAAAUCUUACAUAUAUAAUUUUUUUACUCAUUUUUUAACUAAAAAUUUUGUUAUUUAAUUGUAAUUGUUUAUCUUGAAACUCCUUUUUAUUAAUGAUUCAAAAUUUUUUCUUUAUCUUGAUUUAUUUAAAAUUUGUUUGUUGAAUUUUAAGUUUAUUCAGAUUACCACAUUUUUCUGUUAUUGCACAAAUAAAAUUUCUUGCACUACUUUCGGCACUCAAUCGCACGAUUUAAAGAAAGCAGUUUUAUAUAAGAAAAUUUUAUUUGUCACGAAAACAAGGCAGCUCUUCAACAUCAGGGGUACUUCCUUAAACUCAAAAAGUCUAUAAAGCCGCAACGGACGUGCAUUUUUGUAAAUUGGUAAAAGAAAUAUCCUUUUGAGUCUUCCACUUUUCACAUUUAAGGAAAUCCUCUAAUUAUGAAGGUUAUCAGAACUACAUGAUUGUCAGCACUGUUUUUGAUUUGCCACAAUCGAAAGUUGUAACUUCAUACUUACGUACAUAUGUAUGUAUUAUAGAAAAGGGUAAAUUUUUAAAACAUUUUCUGUAAAAACAACUAUCAGUUCUGAUGUAAUGAAAAUUGCACUUUUAAACGCACUUGUUAAAAAUGCAAAUUUAUGCGAAGAAAAACAAAUAUUUUCUAAUGAUAAUAAAUUAUGCUGCCAUAUUUUCUUUUAUUAAUUUAUUUUACUAGAUAAUACUUUUUCGUAUUACGUAUUUUUAAUUUGAUUUUAACGAGCAGCUUAGGCUUGGUUAAAAAAAAAAAUCAGGGUUGCAACACUUGUUAACUAAGUACUAUGAAUAAGAAAAUCGAUAGUUAAACACUCUGCGCACGAUUAUUUUCAGAAUAAGUUAGAAGUCGUCUCCCAAGAGCAUAUGUAUGUAACUACAUUUGUUUGUAAAUAUGUAGGUAU
Rhagoletis pomonella (apple maggot) is the source of this 7761-nucleotide messenger RNA. It is a transcript of the gene sick, whose product is annotated as protein sickie. Gene Ontology annotation, molecular function: ATP hydrolysis activity; ATP binding. Gene Ontology annotation, biological process: neurogenesis; nervous system development. The record is from RefSeq and is a predicted model, not a curated record. NCBI's taxonomy places the organism in Eukaryota, Metazoa, Arthropoda, Insecta, Diptera, Tephritidae.